Molecule: messenger RNA, 3253 nt
Organism: Vigna radiata var. radiata (mung bean)
Lineage: Eukaryota; Viridiplantae; Streptophyta; Magnoliopsida; Fabales; Fabaceae
Exons: 1
Coding region: 1337-2803 (488 amino acids)
Source: RefSeq, a predicted model, not a curated record
UGAUAUAAACUGGGUUGGGGUUGGUCUGUGGAACCUUUCGGCUUAGGACAACAGUGUAUCAAACAAACUGUACUUGAAAAAGGAAGUAAUGAAGACAGAAACCGAAAAAGUAGAACUCAGUCAAAAUCUUAAAUUACGCAGAUCUUCAGAAGAAUCAAUAUGUUGAUGUGAAAGUGUGGGUGAAGUCGUAUCAAUUAUGCAGAGAAGCAUCCGAGGAAAAAAAAUCUCAACCUCAACGAGAAUUCAUGUAUAUUAAAAAUGAAUACAAGGUGAAAACAAAUGUAGAAUAUUAAUAUGCAGAUGCUAUGCAAAGUGUGAAGUCAGUAAAUAUAUUGAACAGCAGAAAGGGGUGGCGUACACUAACUAAAAGAUUGGUUACUGUUCGUUUCUGAUUUCUUGGAGGGAAAGCGAUGCCAUUCCUUUAUCUCUUUCCAAGCUUUUGAUGAUUCUGCCGCUUAAGAGAAUUAUUAUAUUAGGUAAAGAAUAUAAAAGAAAUGUUAUUGUACGUAAAGAUAUUCUUUUAUUAGUGGAAACUUUGACAGUUCUGGUUUUACAAAAUGUCUGGACUGCAGCAAAAUCAAAGGAAAAGAAGCUCACAGAAAUGAUUGGUUUUAUAUCCUUCUCUCCCCAAGGAAAAAAAUAACAGCUUGCAUACACAUAUAUCAGUUUCUUACAUCUGUCCCCAUCUAUGUUUUCUUGUGAAAUAAAUAAUAUAUAUUAGUGUGUGUUUAAACUUUGAAUGGGAGGAUAAAGUGAUGGAAAAAUGAAACUUAAAUUUCGUAUGCAAAUUCUUCACAAAUUUAUUGGAACUGCAAAACUACACCACACAAAUUUGCAUCCAAUUCCGAAAGAAAAGAAACAAGUGAAACCCAAUAAAGUCAUUCCCAACCAUGCUUUGAAUUUGUGAUGUGUAAAAUUGGAUCAUAUUUCAGACAACACCAUUUUCCUUUCCUUACAGGGUGACCUCAUGCGUGGAAAGUGGGACAAACCCAUCUGAACCAUCCAAAAUAAAUCCUGAUUUUCUUGGGGGUAAAUGCACACCACCACCACCCUUUGAGUCUUUUGCUAACAUAGCACAAACCCAAUUUUUUCAGAGAUUACAAACACAGCACCAAUGACUCGUUAUUAACAUAAAAAUAAAGAACACCCUUUCAUUCACUGCAUUUCUUUUCCACCCUUUUUGUUAAACUUGCACCACACAAACAUACAUCCGUUUUUGUCUCAUUCAAAUUCCCUCUUCAACUUCUUCCCCUGUCACCGUCCAUUCAAUUGGUUCUCAGAGUCGUGUUCCGCGUGCAAAACUAUUCAACAGGCCCACAUUGCUCGUUUCACAGCCAUGGACUUGGCAUCACCAUCGUCAUCAUCAAUGGUACUUCCUUCAUUGCAACCCCGUAACACCCUUUCAAAAGUUUCAAUCUUCCAACAUUUAACCCCUCCGACAACCUUGUUUCCAUCACGGGCAUGUUCCGCCAAACCCUGCACCACCAUCUCUCCGGUGUCCUCAAAGUUCCCGUCUUUCCUUCGUUGCUCCACAAAACCAGACACCAGCGCCGAUAGCGAGACGCAACACAACAAGUCUAACAAUGAAGCCAAUUCAAUUUCCAACUCCCAAAGUGUUUCACAAUCAGAUUCAGCAGCAACCGAAGCCUUUUCUUCUUCACCACCUUUAGAAUCAUCACAUUCCUCUUCCUCAAGAGGGUUAGUGUUGGAUUUGGGUCCUUCAAAUGCAUGGGACAGUGCAGAUAUCGGGUCCCCAGUGGUGAAGAGGUUUCUGAGUGACGAAGAAGAGAGAUGGUACAUGUGGUACCAUGGGAGGGCCAAAGGGCACCCUUCUUUCGAUUUGAUAGGGUUGGCUAUUUCAAAAAAUGGGGUUCAUUGGGAGCGGGGAGGAGGGCCUGCUAGGUCAAGUUCUGAUGUGGGGUUUGUGAUGAGUUGUGGCAAGGAUUGGUGGGGUUUUGACACUGGUGGCAUCAGGCCUUCUGAGAUGGUUAUAAUGUCUAGCUCCAAGGUUAGGGCUUCCAGUGCGGUUUACUGGCUUUACUACACUGGUUAUGUUUCUGAGAGGGUGGAAUUUUCUGAUCAAUCUUUGGAGUUCAAUUUGGAAAACCCUGAUGGAAUCAAUGGUGAUGUCAGUUGUGGUAGUAGGAAGGUUUUGAAGUCCUUGCCUGGUUUGGCUAUUAGUCAGGAUGGGAGGCAUUGGGCUAGGAUUGAAGGGGAGCAUCACAGUGGAGCAUUGAUUGAUGUUGGGUCUGGAAAAGAGUGGGAUUCUUUGUUUAUUUCUUCUCCGCAAGUUGUUUACCAUGGGAAUGGUGACCUCAGGAUGUAUUAUCACUCAUUUGAUGUAGAAAAGGGGCAUUUUGGUAUAGGCAUUGCCAGAUCAAGGGAUGGAAUUAGAUGGGUGAAGUUGGGGAAAAUCAUGGGGGGAGGGAGAGAUGCCUCCUUUGAUGAGUUUGGAGCAAUGAACCCGUACGUGACAAGGAACCGGAAUGGCGAGAACUAUGUGAUGGCAUAUGAAGGUGUUGCUGCUGAUGGGAGGAGGAGCAUUGGUAUGGCUGUAUCUCCUGAUGGAUUGAAGGAAUGGAUGAGGCUUCAGGAUGAGGCAAUUUUAAGGCCUUCAGACCAAGGUUGCUGGGAUGAUAAGGAUGUUGGAUCCCCAUGUUUGGUCGAAAUGGAUACUGAAGGAAAUGAGUGGAGAUUGUAUUAUAGAGGUGUUUCCAAUGGAGGAAGAAUUGGAAUAGGAAUGGCUGUUUCAGAAGGGAAGGAUAUUGGAAGUUUUAGAAGAUGGAAAGUUUUCCGGGUAUAAUAAGCUAGUUGCAUGCAAUGUUUCGUUUACAGUUAUUUAAACAUAGUUUCUAUUCUUUGUGAAUUGAACUUUUUUUUUUCUGGGUUUAUAAGAGUAGUUUUGUAUUUAGCCUUAUUGUUGUACAGUAAGUUUUGAAUUUGUCCUAAUUUUUGUAAUUAAUGUAAGUCUUAUUGCUCUGAAAAGCAGCAGUAAUCUCCAAGCCUUAAAAUUAACUUGUCACCUAAUACAAUGUCGGAGAGCAAAUAUGUAAGACACAAUCUAACAUUCUGUUUUCGUUUUAUUGUCCUGUGAUUGAUCCUUUGAUUUAUGGUGUAACAAAAUUUCUUCUCAAGAACUUCCAAAAUUGCAAUGCGGUCCCCUGUCUAGUAAAUGCCAUGCUUGAGAUUUAACUCUGUAUAGUAACUGUGCUGUACAAAUGACCUCAAUGAAAGACCACUUAAUUCUAUAAUC